AUGUCCAUCGUUCAAAUCUUAUGGAAUUUUUGUAAUCUAAUUUUCUCACCAUUUCAAAAUGCAGCGCAACUAGGCAUCAAGGACAAUCAAAGUUCGGGGAAACCUACCGCUGGUCGCUAUGUUCCUCCCCAUUUGAGAGCAGCGGUAAAUUGGGAUAGUCGUCAUACAUCAUUUCCUCGUCCAGAUGCAUGGGGAGGGGGUAGUCGUAGUGAAAUGGGAUAUUCCACAUCUCAACGUGGCGGAUGGAGCGAUCGCGCAUCAUCUCAAGGUGAUCGCUGGAAUGCGGGCUAUCGUGGUAACAACCGAUAUAAUAAUUCGGGUUCCGGUUAUGGUGGUCGCGGCGGUCCUGUUCCUGAUGAAGUUUUAACUCGUCGAGGUGAAGAUGGUUAUGGUUCUUGGCAUGAUGGUGCUCAUAUUGUUUCUCAAAGAAAUCAGCGUAUGGAACGUGAUUUAUUUGGCUCUCCUGAUGAUCCUGAUCGUCAACAUACUGGUAUCAAUUUCGAAAAAUAUGAUGAUAUUCCUGUUGAAGCUAGCGGAAAUAAUGUUCCAGAAGGUGUCUCAAAUUUCACCAGCCCUCCUUUGGAUCAACAUCUCAUUUCUAAUAUUGAAUUAGCUCGUUACAGUGUUCCCACUCCGGUUCAAAAAUAUUCAAUACCAAUUGUCACAGCUGGUCGUGAUCUUAUGGCUUGCGCGCAGACUGGUUCUGGUAAAACUGGAGGUUUUUUAUUCCCAAUUUUGUCAGAACUCUUUAAACAUGGUCCUUCACCUCCUCCACCCGAACAACCUGGUUAUUCGCGUGGUAUGUACCGUAGUCGUAAAGCUUAUCCAGUUGCAUUGGUCCUUGCACCAACACGUGAAUUAGCUAUGCAAAUUUAUGAUGAAGCUCGAAAAUUUGCCUAUCGUUCUUGGGUAAGACCAUGUGUUGUUUAUGGUGGUGCUGAUAUUUCUUCCCAAUUGAGACAAAUUGACCGCGGAUGUGAUCUUUUGACCGCCACUCCUGGACGACUUGUUGAUUUAAUUGAACGUGGCCGAGUAAGUUUAUCCCAAACACGAUAUUUAGUUCUUGAUGAAGCUGACCGUAUGUUGGAUAUGGGAUUUGAACCUCAGAUUCGUCGUAUAGUGGAAAAUGAAGAUAUGCCUGGUGUUAAUGAUCGACAAACACUUAUGUUUAGCGCCACUUUUCCUCGAGAUAUUCAAGUUCUUGCUCGCGAUUUUUUGAAGGACUAUGUUUUCUUGAGUGUUGGCCGUGUUGGCAGUACAAGCGAAAAUAUCACUCAAAAAAUUGAAUAUGUUGAAGAUGAUGAUAAACGAUCAGUGUUAUUAGAUAUUCUACAUGCUCAGCCAGAUUCUGAUCGUGGACUUACAUUGAUUUUUGUUGAAACAAAGCGUAUGGCUGAUAUGUUAUCAGAAUUUCUUAUUCAAUCAGGAUUUCCUGCUACAUCAAUUCAUGGCGAUCGAUCACAGCGUGAGCGUGAACGCGCUUUAGAAUCUUUUCGUACAGGUCGUACACCUAUCAUGGUGGCGACUGCUGUAGCCGCUCGUGGAUUGGACAUUGUUAACGUCACUCAUGUCAUUAAUUAUGAUUUACCCACAGAUAUCGAUGAUUAUGUACAUCGAAUUGGUCGUACUGGACGCGCUGGUAACGUUGGAAUAUCAACGGCAUUCUUCAACCGUGGUAAUAAAGGGAUUGUUAGAGAAUUGAUUGAUUUGUUAAAGGAAGCCAACCAGGAAAUUCCUGGUUGGUUGGAAAAUAUCGCAAGGGAAACUUCUUCAAAUUAUGGUUCUCGUAAUAGUAGUAAUCGUGGUAGAGGUCGUGGUCAAAAUCGUGAUUAUCGUAAAUUUGGCAGUAACAGUGAGAGAGGAAGCUAUGGAAGUGGUGGUACUGAGUAA
Molecule: messenger RNA, 1890 nt
Organism: Dentiscutata erythropus
Lineage: Eukaryota; Fungi; Glomeromycota; Glomeromycetes; Diversisporales; Gigasporaceae
Source: the annotation of a GenBank genome assembly